Molecule: messenger RNA, 1274 nt
Organism: Emericellopsis atlantica
Lineage: Eukaryota; Fungi; Ascomycota; Sordariomycetes; Hypocreales; Bionectriaceae
Exons: 2
Coding region: 241-1140 (299 amino acids)
Source: RefSeq, a predicted model, not a curated record
CACAAUAGUAGAAUUAGUAGUCACGUUGAUGAAAUAGGGUUUCAUUGCUGGUCCAUGUGUGUACAUCCGCAGCGGUCCCAGGGGCCGCCUUACCAAAUGAAUCACCGUACUCGGUAGCAAUUGUUCCUCCCACAAGGCUGUGAAUCUCGGGACUCUUGAAACAUUCGACACAGCUCACUCUUGCUAUUCUGAACAAUCCUUCUGCCUCUCCUUGGAGGCCUGUUGCGUUCAGCCUUCGACAUGGGGAUUUGGAUCUGGUUGCUAGCCUUGUUGGCUGUUUUCAACAUAAAAAAUAUUCCGUUUUCCUGGAGUGUUCGGUUCUUUCGCGCCCUCGGAUGCGGAAUGCUUCUUCAUCGAAAAGCCAAAGCUAUCUUCAAGCCCCAUCACGUUUUUCUGCCAGCAGUGUCAACUACCCGAUCACCAUUGAUGGAGAUAGAUUUCAACCUCCACAAGUCCAACUCGACCUUCUUCACCGACCUGGACGUUUCCCGGGCAUACCUCAGCGGUGUUCUCCUUGGUCCUUUGUUCCUGCAUGGGAUCGAUGGCCAGCGCUGUAACAUGAUUGUGGGGAAUGUCGCAUGUUCAUUCCGCCGAGAGAUUAAACCGUACAGACCGUAUGAGACGUGGACCAGAAUCGCCAGUUGGGACGAGAAAUGGAUAUACAUGGUCACACACUUUGUCGAGAAACGCACAGACAGGCCCGCUCGAUGUGCUCUGCUCCCAGAGACCAAGACUGUCCUUGAUGAGAAGCCCACAGUGUCGGAGGGACAGAAAGGCGAUAGAAUCGUAUUCGCUUCAGCAGUCACGCAAUUUGUGUGUAAGAAGGGUCGGAUGACGGUGCCGCCAGCGAGAGCCUUGGCUGAGUGUGGCCUUAUCCAAGUCGAGAAACAACGCGACGAAGGGUUGGACCUAGACAGCUUGCGGAACGACCCGAGUCUGAUGCCACAGUCGAGGGUUAGCAGCGCUGGCCGCUCUAAAGGAUCUCCAGCUGAAGACCUUAACUCGUACUUGCCGCGAGAUUUGGAGAUGGUCAGGGCUAUCAACAUGCCAGUUGUGCGGCUAAUAGAAGGGUGGGAUCGGGUUCAUGCCCUGUUUUGCGAGGACGAAGGUGUUCUUGGACUGCAUCGCGAUGUUAUCUAGCUGCCUGAAUCAUGAGACUCCAGCAUCGGUUGCUGUGCACAAAGCUUCAUGAGCUGGAGAAGUCAUCAAUCACAGACUACAUUUCAAUUAUGUGGCCCGAGGUAGCCUGGGCGAAUGGAAGGUCUUCGAAGCCG